Dama dama (fallow deer) is the source of this 12022-nucleotide messenger RNA. RefSeq names its product DLC1 Rho GTPase activating protein (gene DLC1). The transcript is spliced from 6 exons. Gene Ontology annotation, molecular function: GTPase activator activity; lipid binding; protein binding. Lineage: Eukaryota; Metazoa; Chordata; Mammalia; Artiodactyla; Cervidae. Gene Ontology annotation, biological process: regulation of Rho protein signal transduction; signal transduction; actin cytoskeleton organization. The record is from RefSeq and is a predicted model, not a curated record. Gene Ontology annotation, cellular component: membrane raft; focal adhesion. Bases 387 to 1769 code for a protein of 460 amino acids.
UUUGCAAAACAUCAGUCUGAAUUUACUAGACAGAAGUCACUAGGAACGCCUUGACAGACUCCGGCUUCGGCUAAGGCUCCCUCCAGCUGCGGAGGCUGUUUUUGUUAGAAUCACACACUGCGCAGAACCGCUUAGAAUAGAGCCAUGAUCUCAACCACGAAAUGUGAACUUAUAUUUUGGAGAAAGUAACGGAGACGGACUCCUCUCCUAGGCUGAGUGUUGAAGCAUGUCAUGCCUCGGCGUUUCAGCUCCUCCUCGUCGAGGUGGUGAAAUGACAACUUCUUCUAUUCAUCAAUCAGUGAAUUUGAAGUAAUCUUUCAUCAAGUUUCAUCUCCUUUAGUCUCAUACGGAAUGUAUCUCUCUGUCUGUUGUUAAACUACGAUGACAUGUCUGUAGCUAUCAGAAAGAGAAGCUGGGAAGAACAUGUGACCCAAUGGAUGGGACAGCCUUUUAGUUCUGAUGAUUGUAACACAGCAUGUCAUCAUGGACUAGUAGCUGACAGCUUGCAGGCAAGUAUGGAAAAAGAUGCAAUUCUAAAUGUGGACCGCAAAGAGAGGUGUGUUUCACUCCCAGACUGCUGUCAUGGCUCAGAGCUGAGAGAGAUUCCUGGGAGGCCAAUGGGUCACAUUUCAAAGGAGGUAGAUGAAGAUGACAGCCACGAAGGUGAAGAUCAGUUUCUUUCUCUGGAGGCCAGCACAGAAACACUCGUGCAUGUUUCUGAUGAGGACACCGAUUCUGAUCUGUACCUCACAGAUGAUAAACAGAUUCUAACUACUCAAGGACCUGAAACAUCAGACCAACAUAGCGUCAAAGGAGCAGGCUCCUUAGUAAAGACGCUACCCAUUGUGGAAAGUAACCAAGAUUCUUGUGACUCCUGGGGAAUGGCUGGUGGAGUUGAUUUAGGGCUGGUUGAGGAAAAAGGGGACAGGAAAGCUGUUGACAUGGUGAGUAAAAGCCUGGAGCUUUGUAAGGAGAUAAGCUUAAGUGAAAUAAAAGAUCCGUCCAAAAUGAAUGCUUGCAGUUCAUUGAAUGUGAAAGAUACUGUGCCAGAAAAGCAAUUGCUUAAUUCUGCUGUAAUUGCUCAGCAUCGAAGGAAACCCGACUUCCCUAAAGAUGAACAUGAAAGCAACACCUGCAGUGCAGUACAAGAUAAGUUAUUGGCUAUUCCUCGUAUGGACAGAGGACUGCCAUUAUUAAAAACAGAUCCUGGAAGCUGCCUUCUGCAGCCUCCUUCCUGCCCUAGUGGAAUGUCAACUGAAAAUGGCCUGGAGACGAGUGGUUUCUCAGAACAUCAAAACAAAAGUCUUCCAAAGUUCAACUCAGGAGAUGGCAUGCAGUGUUUACACUUCAAGGAGACUCUGGCCACCCAGGAACCCACAGAUAACCAAGUCAGACUUCGUAAAAGAAAGGAAAUAAGAGAAGAUCGAGAUAGGGCGCGACUAGACUCCAUGGUGCUGCUGAUCAUGAAACUGGACCAGCUCGAUCAGGACAUUGAGAACGCCCUCAGCGCCAGCUCCUCUCCGUCCAGCACACCAACCAACCUGCGGCGGCAAGUCCCUGAUCUGGAAUCAGGACCUGAGAGUGGAACAGAUACCACUUCGAUAAAUCAGACACAAAUAAAUUUGUCUUCUAACACUGAGUCCACUGACCCACAGUCUUCCACCCCAGUGGCCAAUUCUGGAACCAAACCCAAGUCUACGGCGAUUCCAGGUAUUUCAGAGAAGGAAAAGGCUGGCAAAAGAUUGAGAUCAAUAUCUCUUCCAGAUUGAUCUGUAAGUAUUUCUGUUUUAUAAUUAAAGUAUGAUUUUGAGAUAUGGCUUAUCUAAGUGGAACAUCUCAAACAGUAAUUUACAAUCGUAAUAAAGUAACUAAUUCCCAAGAAAAGGCUGGUGCUCAUAUUGUUAUAUGAAGGCUGUCCAGAGUACCAGUUUGGCCAUUUCAGGAGAAUGGUUCAUGAAUAGAAGAAACUAUUUUGCCCUGACUACUGUUAUCAUGUAGAAAUGAUCUUCUAGAAUUCUACAAGUGAUGUUUAAGCAAAAUGGUCAUCAAAAGCCCUCACUUGCCCACCAAACUGGGGUUUUGCUUUUUGUCUUAAUUUUUCUAACCGUUGUGCUUCCCAGAAAACAUAUUCCAGUGACUCCCAACUGCUAAUGUUAUAAACUGCUUUUUUUCCCCUCCCAGUUUUCUUGAGAUUUAGUUGACAGGCAGCACUGUAUAAGUUUAAGGUAUACAGCAUAAUGAUUUGACAUAGAUAUAUCAUGAAAUGAUUACCACAAGAAGUUCAGUGAGUAUCCAUCCUCUCAUAAAGAUACAAAAUAAAUAGGAAAAACUUUUUUUCUUGUCAUGAGAACUCUUAGGAUUUACACUCUUAAUAACUUUCCUGUAUAACAUACAGCAGUGGCGCUAGUGGUAAAGAACUUGCCUGACAAUGCAGGAGACGUAAGAGAUGUGGGUUUGAGCCCUGGGUCAGGAAGAUCCGCUGGAGAAGGGAAGGACAAUCUACUCCAGUGUUCUUGCCUGGAGAAUCCCAUGGACAGAGGAGCCCGGCAGGCUGUGGCCCAUAGGAUCACAGAGGCAGAUAUGACUGAAGCAGCUGAGCGCCACUGAGUGUUAAUUAUAUUUCUCAUGUUGUACAUCACAUCCCUAGUAUUUACUUUAUUUUGUAAUUGGAAGUUUGAACCUUUUGACCUCCACCCAAUUCCCUAUCUCUACCACUGGUAAUUCAAACCUGAUCUCUUUUCCUAUGAGUUUGUUUUUGCAGCAUAUUGACCUACAACAUCAUGUUCAUCCUGGUGAUAAACUUCUUCUUAAAAUAAAUGUUAAAUCUGUUCUUUCUAUGGAUUUUAGGAAAUAGAUAAAUGGAGAACAACAUGGUAUACUUCAUCACUUCUGUAUCUACCCUUUUUAAGUCUCUGGUCUUCUGUGUAUUUAUCCAGUGUUUUCCCUGCUGUGUUGUGAUUUCCUGAAAGGCAGACAUUUUCCCCGCACCUGUAUAGCACCAGCCUCUUAGGAGGUUUUUGACUUAAUGUCUGUCGAAUGACUGGUUGAAUGGAUAAUAAUAUCAAACAUUUAUUCUGUGCCUGCACUUUUCUAAGCACUUUAUUGAUAUGACUUAAUUUAAUCCUCUAGCAAUCAUAUAACGUAGACGUAAUGUUUUCCACAUUAGGGAGAUGAGGAAGCUGAGACUCAGAGAGGUUUCCUAAAAUAACCAAAGUCACACCACUGCUGAGGCAAGAUUCAAAGCAAGCAACACAGGCUAGAGUGCAUGUUCUUAACCACUAUGCUGCAGGUAGUGGUUAAAUGCCAAGGUUCCUCAGGCUGAUGAACAAAUUUUUCCUUAAUCAGACCUUAGCCUUCCUAUCCCGCCUUAUCUCCCGUCCCCCCCUAACUCGCACCUUCCGCUGUAACCAUGGUAGCAACCUUGCUUUUCUCCUGAAUUUGCUUCCAUACAAGUUGACCUUUGUUCCUCCUGUUUCCCUUCCAGAAAUUUAACUCCCCCAUACCCCAAGGUCUCAUUUGGGUCCGACCUUCACUGUAGUCUUCUGUGACAACUCCUGCUCAUAUUAAUUUCCUGCUUUUGGAAAUGAUACAGCAUAUACAGUCUGUUACGGUCAUUUUCAUUCUUAAUCAUAUGUGGAUUGCCAUUGUCCAUUGAGUGUUCUGCCUCCCAACAGUUUUGUAAGAAUCCUUUCAAAAACACUUUGCACUGUGCUGUGCACCUAAGAGGGGGUUACUGAAUUGAUAGACUUUAUUUUUUUAGAGAAAUUUUCAGUUCACAGGAAAACUGAGUGGAAAGUACAGUUCAAAUUAUAUAACGUUCUUUUAAAGUACACUACAGACAUAGUAAAAAGAUCAGGAAUUGUCAGGGGUUGGGGAAAGGGAGGCAUGAACUGAUGGAGCACAGAGGAUUUUUAAGACAGGGAAGCUAUUCUAUGUGAUGCUUCAGUGGUAAAACAUGUAGGCUUUUCACAUUGGCUUCUUUCACUUACAACUAUGCAUGUAAGGUUCCUCCAUGUCUUUUCAUCAUAUAAUAGCUUGUUUCUUGUACUAAGUACUAGAACUAAGUUAACACUGCAUUGCUUGAAUAUACCACAUUUAAAGGAGCUUAUUUAACACACUUUUAGUGUAAAAAUGUUUCAACUCAUUGAUCAUAAAAUAUAUUGCACCCAGCACAUUUGUAAACUUGUAUCCCUUCUUCUUUAGGCAAAGGUGACUCUCUUCUCUUAGCCAUUGAUUGUGAUUACUUCAUUUCUCUCCUUCAGAAUGUCUUCAUGUUUUCAAAAGAAAGAUACUACUACUAAAUGUGUUAUCCACAGCUGUUAUUUAUUGUGCACCUACCUCAUGGUCUCUGAGAAGAGACGCUUCCUCAACAUCAUCUUUAGCGCACCCUAAGCUCACAGAACUUGACUCUCUCCUGCUCCAAAGCUGAUGCUCUCUCCACCUUGUCCCACCUAACAGCACCACGUCUCCCACCCCUGAGUCUUCUAAUAAAAGUAUGACUGAAAUUAGUAAAACUCUAAUAGUUCAUGUAGUUUAUGUGGUCCACUUAUUUCUCUCCUUAUGCCUUUGCUCCUGAAGUUUACUGUUCCCAAAACACUCUUCUAUUGUUUUUCUCUCCAAAUCACACACUUCCUUCAAGGAUUUGCCUGAGUGCUAUUUUUUGCCCAAAAUCUCAGUUGCUCUAUUGUUGGGCAAGCUCUUCCUUUGAAUCAGACAGAUGUCACUGCUCAUCUUCUUCCCUGAGAAGUGGCAGCCUAUGUACAUUGUGACCUCCCUCCCCCCAUCCUAACCCAUGGCCAGAGUCCAUUGGACUGGGGGCAGGCGGCUGGGGUGAGAGACACACGUGACUCAAGGCCAGAGAAUACAUUGAGUGAACAGCGGACAAUCUGUUUCUCUCUCUCUUUCACUUCUUCUCCUCCUUCUCUUCCUUCUCUCUCCUUCUUCAUAUUAUGAGCCAGAAAAACUCAGUCAACCUGUAACAGGUGUUUUGGAUUCCACUGUUAGGUGGAGUCACAGAGGAAACAUGAUUCUGCAGAGAGGAGUGGGGUAAAGGGGUAACUGACCCAAAAAAAGAAGAGUAGAGAUGAUGCAAACUAGAGAAUGAGAUGGAAAAAGAAACUGCUUCUAUCAGUCCCAACUCUCAGGAGGGCCCCACCCCUCGUCUGCAGGGUAUCUCUGUGUCCUCACAUCUCAGGCUUUUAGUUGGACAGCAAGGAGAUCAAACCAGUCAAUCCUAAAGGAAAUCAACUCUGAAUAUUCAUUGGAAGGACUGAUGUUGAAGCUGAAGCUCCAAUACUUUGGCCACCUGAUGUGAAGCACUGAUUCAUUAGAAAAGACCUUGAUGCUGGGAUAGAUUGAAGGCAGGAAAAGGGGACGACAGAGGAUGAGAUGGCUGGAUGACAUCACUGGCUCAAUGGACAUGAGUUUGAGUAAACUCCAGGAGACAGUGAAGGAUAGGGAAGCUGGCGUGCUGCAGUUCAUGGGGUCACAAAGAGUCAGACACAACUUAGCAACUAAACAGCGUCAUCAACAUGAAUGAGUUCUUUGCAUUCAGAUGAUUAGACAUCCUUCUCCAAAUCCCUACUGAAUAUAAUUAGUAUCAAAAAUAGUCAAUUAUCUGUUUUACUUGUCUUAUAACACUGUUUUCUUCUUCAUAUAUAUGUAUAAUAUGAACAUAUACAUGUUCAAAAUAUGUAAUAUGCAGUAACCGUGAAGAACCAUGGAAUAUUUUGGUCUCCUGUUUAUGAUUUAUUUUACUCUAAAACAUUUAGCAAGAACUGCAUAUAUAGUGAAAGUUCAAUAAAAUUACGGUUUUUCAGUUAUACUGCCAUUUUAGGCUACAGAACUCUAUCACUACUUCAUAAUCACCUUUUAGCCCGUAGAACGUGUUUCUCCAUUUUCAGUCACCUUCAACUAUUAUAUCUGGUAUUUAUGAGAUUCAUGGGUUGAUUGUCUUUUUCCCCUUGACCAAAUAAAUCAUCUCCUUUUAAAAUCACUUAAAGUCAUCCUGACCAUGCCAUUCAGUUUUUAAUUUGCAUUGUAAUUCAUUUGAGUCAAGUGCUGUUGCUCUCAACAAUUUCAUAUUUUUAUAGUCUAUAUUCACAUUUCCUUAUUCCACUGACUAUGAUUAACACAUGUCAGAUAUUAAAUAAUAAGAGUUAGCAGUGUAAAACCAAAAGAGGGAAGCAUACAAAUAAAUAAUCAGGGAGUGAGACAGUUGAUACAUUUUUUAAAAUAAAAUGUCUUUAAAAGGAAAAAAAAUCUGAACUCUAUUAAACUUACCUAUAUUUUAUGACUCAGUAUUUUUUUAAUCUUAAAAAGUCACCUAUGUUUAUGGGAUAUGGAGGCAUUUCUAUGAUUUUUUUCCCCCUCUGAGACCACCAAUGGUUGAAUUCUAGCUGCAGUCAUGAAAACAGUAACUUUCAUCUCUGUAAGACCCAGCUCAGCCAGGUGGGGGAUAUAAGGGUUUUCUAAAUUUGUGAUUUUGGGUAAAUCAGAACACCAGCUUAUUUAUUACAGCAUGAAACUUUCACUGUUUGGUAAUAUUUUCGAGUACCAAAUUUGGGGACCUUAAAAAAAACAAGUUAUCUUGCUCUAACAUGUGACCCUGACUCUGAGAUGGCACUCAUCACUCUGCAGCUAAUCAGGAGCCGUGCUCCCAGAUGGUCCCUGACAGCAGAACAUAAACAGAGCAGUGAGCCCACCAUCCUCACAUGCAGGCAGCUCCCUGGCCUUCUGUGAUGUGGACACAAGCACUAUGACAAAGAAAUGUUAGAAAUGACUUUCGCAAUAGAGCUAUUCUGACACACAGACAAAUAAUUUCGGGUGUUUCAAAAGCACUCCCAUCUGGAAUGGAAGCCAGUUUUUAAAAACUAACUGCAGAUCACAGAUAGCAAGACUUUUUCUUAGAGGAAACAAAAUAUAAAAUUUCAGCAAAAGAGGUUUAGUUAGAUUGCAGAUAGAAGGAAGCCAUGGUUGCAUUUUCUUUCCUGGUAGAACUUAAGUGAGCCAGGCUGACAGCGCAGAUCCAUAGGAAGAAUUCCACAUCUGGAAAAUCUUUGCUCCAUCUGUGGUAGGUUUCCAGCCUCUUGCUCUUUCUCUACCAUUUCCCAUGACUUCAGCUUAUCUCCUUUUUGUUUUCUUUAGUGAAGUUAUUUAACCCUUAGGGGUUUCAGAUUUUUGUUUUGUUUUGUUUUUAAGAGGAAGGAGAGCAAAGGAAUACUUUAUAACAUUUUUGUGAUUCUCUAGAAUUGAGCCUGGUUUAUAUUUAAGUGUCUACAUAAGUUAUAUAGAUGGUAAAAAAUAUAUGUCUAUGUAUAUAUAUAAAGUACCUAGUCAAUUAUAUGAAAUUAUAUUUUAGAAAUGCAUUAGAUAGACAGUGCUUUGAUUUUUAUUUUACUAGACUGAAUAUUGGUGUUAAUCUUCCAAUUUGUGAGUCUUAACUUUGUUUGCCUCAAAUCAUAGAUGUUAAUAUCAUAGAGCACAUAGAAAUAAAGUUACAUUAUUCAUAUCAUAGGACUCAUUAAUAUCUUAUUUGAUGUAAUUAACAAAUAAUAUUUAUGAUUGAAUCUUUGUCUCACUGAGCCCCCUCCUAAAUGUUAAAUGAGUUACUUGGCACUGAUGUUUGGAUUUUCUUUUCUUGUCUGUCCUUACACUUUCUCUUAGAAGUCUCAUCCAAAUAAAGAUGUGUCUGCAUAAUGUCCAGCCCCAGUGAGUCAAACUGCCCACCUCAUUUCCAGCCGCCCCUGAGACUCCAUCACAGGAAUGCAUAUACUCUCCACAUCCUGCUCUUUCUACUUCAGAGUCUUCACUACUCCUGUUACCUUUUCCUAAAAUUUCCUUUCAUGCUAUCUCCAAAUUACUUUAUACACCUCCUCUUUGAAAGCUUCUAAGCUCUCCACUACUCUGAAAGCAGCCCUUUUUACCAGAUCUCUCAAUAUUAUAUUUACAGUUCUCAUACAGUGUUUAUCUUUUUAUGCCUUUUGUUAUGAUUUUUAAGGCUUAUUUUUUCAUGUUAUAUAAUCAAACCAAUGUCUAAUUUAUCUUUGAAUGACUUGCACAUAAAGAAGAUUUAAUAAUCUGCUUGAAAGAAAAAUGGCAUUUUUAAUUGAAAAUAAAACCAUACUCUCUUAAUGCAAGAUGUUGAAGUACGCUUCAACAUUUUCAAGAAUUGUUGUUGUUCAGUUGCUCAGUUGUGUCCAACUCUUUGUGACCACAUGGACUCCAGCACUCCAGGCUUACCUGUCCAUCACAAACUGCUGGAGCUUGCUCAAACUCAUGUCUGUCAAGCUGGUGAUGUCAUACAACCAUCUCAUCCUCUGCCAUCCCCUUCUCCUCCUGCCUUCAAUCUUUCCUAGUAUCAAGGUCUUUUCCAAAGAGUCAGCUCUUCGCAUCAGGUGGCCAGACUACUGAAGCUUCAGCUUCAGCAUCAGUCUGAAUUCAGACUGAUUUCAUUCUUCCUUCCAAUGAAUAUGCAGAGUUAAUUUCCUUUAGGAUUGACUGGUUUGAUCUCCUUCCAAGGGACUCUCAAGAUUCUUCUCCAGCACCACAGUUCAAAAACAUCAAUUUUUCAGCACUCAGCCUUAUUUAUGGUCCAACUCUCACAUCCAUACCUGACUACUGGAAAAACCAUAGCUUUGAUUAGAUGGACCUUUGUCAGCAAAGUAAUAUUUCUGCUUCUCAGUACGCUGUCUAGGUUUGUUAUAGCUUUUCUUCCAAGGAACAAGUGUCUUUUAAUUUCAUGUCACCAUCCACAGUGAUUUUGGAGCCCAAGAAAAUAGUCUGUCACUGUUUCAAUUGUUACCCUAUUUGCCAUGAAGUGGUGGGACUGGGUGCCAUGACCUUCACUGUUUGAGUGUUGACUUUUACACCUGCCUUUUUCACGGUCCUCUUUCACCUUCAUCAAAUGGCUGUUUAGUUCCUCUUUGCUUUCUGCCAUAAGGGUGGUGUUAUCUGCAUAUCUGAGGUUAUUGAUAUUUCUCCCGGCAAUCUUGAUUCCAGUUUGUGCUUCAUCCAGCCUGGCAUUUCGCAUGAUAUACUCUGCCUAUAAGUUAAAUAAGCAGGGUGACAGUAUACAGCCUUGAUGUACUCCUUUCCCAAUUUAGAACCAGUCUGUUGUUCCAUGUCCAGUUCUAACUGUUGCUUCUUGUCCUGCAUACAGAUUUCUCAGGAGGCAGGUAAGGUGGUCUGGUGUUUCCAUCUCUUUAAGAAUUUUCCACAGUUUGUUGUGAUUCACACAGUCAAAGUCUUUAGCAUAGUCAGUGAAGCAUAAAUAGAUGUUUUUUUCUGGAAUUCUCUUGCCUUUACUAUGAUCCAGUGGAUGUUGGCAAUUUGAUGUCUGGUUCCUCUGCCUUUUCUAAAUCCAGCUUUUACAUCUGGAAUUUUCUAGAAUAUUUGUUUUAAAACCCAGGUUCCUAUAUUCCUUCAUGCUUCCUUAAUCAGAAUAUCUUGGAGCGAAGAAUCUUAAAUGUUACAUACUCUCCAGGGAAUUCUUAUCCGUACUAAAGUUUGAGGAUCAUUGCUUAAUGUCAAUGAAAGUUUCACAUUUAUUCUUCCACAUGCACAUGAAUUUCAUUACAUAGUUCAAAGUUUGUACAGCAUAACAAAAGCCUAAGCCUUAAGGAAAAUUAUCCUGACACUAAAAGACUCGAGAAAGGUCAUAUUUUAUCAUAAAUAAAACCAGAAAUAUUUCUGAAUAUCAACUUUUACCAAAUAGUGUGCUGUGGUUAUAAAACUAUUUAAAACACUAGCCUCGGAGAGCUUAUGGUCAAGGUGAGAGAAAUGAUACAUAUGAAAAGUUGGUUGAAACAAGCAAAGUUAUCAGAGGUGUCCUAUUGUGUCCUAUAGUUUCACAUAUUAUCCAGCAUACUCACUGCCUAAUCAAAUUAAAAUAAUAGCAUUUUAUUUUUUUUUUAAAUUUUAUUUUUCAAAUUAAAAUAAUAGCAUUUUAAAGCAGUGGAAAUAACUCCAGAUGCAGACAUGACAGGAGGAGGAAAAAAGAACAGAGAGAGUCUGCAGUGAAGACUGGAGGCCCUGGUUGUCCCACCACUCACUUUCAGCAUGCUCAGUCACUCAGUCAUGUCCCACUCUGCAGCCCCUGGACUGUAGCCCGCCAGGCUCCUCUGUCUGUAGGAUUUUCCCAGCAAGAAUGCUGGAGUGGGUUGCCAUGCCUUCCCCUAGGGGAUCUUCCCGACCUAGGGAUUGAACCCGUGUCUCCUGUGUCUCCUUUAUUGCAGGCAGUUUCUUUACCUGCUGAGCCACUGGGGAAGCCCCUCACAUUCAAUAAGAUGUUUAUCUGAACCACAUUCUUGUUUUAGAUAUAAAUUUCUCCAUACCCGCCUCGUCCUCUCCUAGGGCUAAUCUUCAUCUUGGAAUGGCCCAGCAAGGAUUAUCAAGCACCACAUAACAGAAAUUCCACCCUCUGUGAGAUGGAGGGUGUUUGGAGAUGAAAAAGUAACCUGUGCAAUGGUAAUUCUGGACAGUCAGAGGCAGACAGACUCGAUGACUUGGGGAAAAGGAAUAAAUCUCAGGGGUCAUGGUCAGAGAGGGAAAUGAAGGAAUGAUAUAAGUAGUUUAUACAUAAUUUAUGGAAUCCUAGAAACAGCCCAACUGACACUGAAAAAUCACUGCCAUAUAUUGCUGACAGCUGAUGUAAGUAGUAUAGUUCUUUAGUAAGUCCACAGUCUUUAGCUUUCCCUCAAUGGAACCUAUUAUCCCUAUUCCAGGUUAAUCCAAGUCCAGCCAAAUGUCAGCCCAUCCUUACCCUCUUUCUCUCUCCUCCCCCCGCUAUAAAACUCAGCACCAGAGAUUGGGGUCGGAGGGGAGGUCUGUGAACGAGGGGUGUCCGUACGUGCUUCUUUUCCUGCCUCUUCUGUUGAGGCAGCACAGAGUUUCCUUGUUCCAGACCUUGAGGACACAUCCCUUGAGAAUGCCUCCAGCCUGCUGGGCAAGAUACGUAGCAAUGACUAAGUGGUGAGAUAGUCAAGAGACUCUAGACUUUUAUCUGAGAGAGGACACCUGGGCUGGAAUGAUCCAGAGAAAAUCUGGGGAAACAGAAAGCUGUGAAAACUGGAAUGGAAGAUCUGACACAUUUCUAGGCAAGGAAAGUGGUGUUGGCAAAGUUAGGCUUCAUGGGAACGCACAAGGCACGGUGAUGCAAUGGUGUGGCCCGGCCAGCUGGAGCACAGAGUUUGUGUUUGGAAGGAAAGAAGAUAGGAAAAAAUGGGAUGAGUCCAGACUCCAGCAGGCCUCAGAGAGUGAUUUUAAUUUUCACUAAGAAUAGUAAAUCUUUUCAAAUUAAUCAGUGGUAUUACCCCAGCUGCAAAAAUCUAGACAUCCUCAUUCUUAACUCUUUAUUAAGUAGUUUGCAAAAAGGAGGCAGAAACUUUUUUUUUUUUUUAAUGAUGCACUACAAUACCAAAACCCCAUUAGAUUACAACGAUAGUCAACACUGAUCAAGGACUUUUAAUAUUUUUAAUCACAAGGAAUUUAGUCAUGAGUUUAGAGAAAAGUCAGAAGAUUUGGGGUUAUGUUUUUGUUUUGGUGAUACACUUUUAAAACUUGAGUUCUGCUUUAUUAUAAUUCAACCAUGCUCAUGACAAUAAGUAAUAAGUGAUACCAUUAAGAUAAAAAAGAGGUAACAGACGAAUUUAGGGAACUAAAGAAAAUCAGUUCAAUUCAGUAGCUCAGUCAUGUCCAACUCUUUGUGACCCCCACGGACUACAGCAUGCCAGGCUUCCCUGUCCAUCACCAACUCCAAGAGCCUACUCAAACUCAUGUCCAUCGCAUCGGUGAUGCCAUCCAAUCAUCUCAUCCUCUGUCGUCCCCUUCUCCUCCCACCUUCAAUCUUUCCCAACAUCAGGGUCUUUUCCAAUUAGUCGGUUCUUCUCAUCAGGUGGCCAAAGUAUUGGAGUUUCAGCUUUAGCAUGAGUCCUUCCAGUGAUUAUUCACGACUGAUUUCCUUUAGGAUUGACUGAUUGGAUCUCUUUGCAGUCCAAGGGACUCUCAAGAGUCUUCUCCAACA